UCCAAUGUUAACACUAAAGACACUUCUAAAUACAACUCUGAAACUUCCAUUUCAUUUCAUUUCUCGUGUACACAGCGACGAAGCAACAACAACGGAGUUAAAUGACGGGACGGAACAUAAAACGUAAAAAUUGUGAGGAUUAAAAUUAAUUAAUUUAAAUGAAGUGUGAAUUGUGCAUAACACGAGAAAAGCAAUGAGAAAAUGCACAUUUAGUCUUAAUAAUCGCAGUAGAUAAGUGGCUUUGCGGUGGCAUGUGUUCGUGUUUAAAGGCAGUGCAAAUGAAAAGUUUGAAGUGAAAAAGAAACAAAUUUCCACACAGGAGUGGCAACAUGGAAUGCUGGAGAAGCGAAAAUCAAAUUUAGUGCUAAAAGAUUUCCAGUUUGUGAAAUAUUCAUGUGUUUUAUUCAUUCAAAACAUAUCACAGUCAAAUUGUUGAUAACUGUUGUAUUCUUAUAAUUAGUCAUAUAUCUUUCAUUAUAAUAAAAGGAGUGGUUACGGAGGCGUUUAGCCUUUUCGAUAAAAAAAAGUUUUACAAAGAAAAAAGGCACGAAACCAGUAUGAUAAAGUGAAAGCGAAUGAAAAAGGGAAAUCUACGAUUAUUAUAAAAAAAGCCACUAUGUCAAAAAACGUGUGGUACGUGGAACGUGCAGCUGCUUAGAAGUGGAAGAAAGGAAAAUAAGAAAAGUGGAAGGUGUAUUGUGGCGGGUAGGGCGGAAUAACAGCUGCCACAAACUAUAAAAUAACCCCACAAAAUUAAAGUUUUCGGUGACCGCGUUUACGCGUUUUUAUAUAAAACAAACGAAUUGCAGAAUUUCUGCGUCAAUCAUUACAAAUUAUUUAUUAGCAUAAAUUAUAAAAAUGUCCAGCUGGGCGCGACGUGCAGCAGAUAUAAGCAGUGUUGUCACUUCAUGUGGACAUCCCGGCGCUUCGGCGCCAGACUAUACCUAUAGAUUGGAGAAAGUUAAGUUCGGUGUACCACUUGAAGAAGUCUGUAAAAAUAAUGAAAACAUUCCAGGACCGCUCUUGGUUCUUAUACUUAAAUUAAAUAAAGAAUCACCAAAUAGAAGAGACGUCUUUCGAGCCCCUGGCCAUCAGGGUGCUAUGAAAAAGCUAAUACAUUUUCUGCAAUCGGGACGUUUAGUGAAUGUUGACAACUACUCAGUUUAUACGAUUGCAAGUGUGCUAAAGAAAUUUUUACGAAAAAUACCCAACGGAAUUUUUGGACGAACGGGCGAAAAAGAAUUAUUUGACAUUAUUGAGUUGGAUAACGAAUUGGAGCAGACGGAUCGUUUGCAUAGGUUAUUUACAUCACUGCCGAAAUACACUCAACGUUUACUAGUUUUACUCUUUGGUACAUUCCGUGUUAUUGCCAGCAAUGCCACUCAAGCCAGUACUGGCAUGACCAGUGAGGCGCUCGGCGUAUCAGUGGCCCCAAGUUUCUUUCAAUCUUGCGUUAGUGAUGGAAAAACAGCGCGUAUGGAGGAUGUGCUUAAAUUCAAGGUGGCCACAAAAAUUAUGAAGCAAAUAAUCGAUAAAUUUGCCACACAUGAUUUAUUUGGACGUGAGAAUUACGAAUACUAUGCGCGAGUUACUGGACGCAUACUCAAAGUACAGGAUGAAUGGAUUUGUAGUUUUCAAUAUCCACCACCACCACGUGGUAAAUUGGCACAACAAAAAUAUGCACUACAACACUCCCUGGAGGCAGAAAAGACAUGGUUACAGUGCCAGUGCGAGCGUUGGGGUUUGCUCGCUCAGGAAGAAUCCCGCUCAACGCCUGCCUUGCUAACAAGCUCAAGCUCAGCAUUAGACAACAGUGUGCUUUCAUUGGGCGUAACACCAGAACAUUCUUUUAUUGAAUCAUGUGCACGCCUAUCUGUCUCCUUAGAAGGACCAAGUCUAUUUGCGUUGACAUCAUCGCCAAUACCGAAGCGAAAUAUACAAGAUUUGCAACGCGACACCGAUAAUGAUGCUGACGUCGAUGAAGAGAACUACGGCGACGAAGAUGCAGAUGUCCACGAUGACGGCGAAAUAGAAGAUUUUGCUGCAGAACUCGAAAUAAAUAACGACGAAGAUUUCGAAAACAAUCCGAAACACAAUUAUCCAACAUAUACGGCGGUUCAAAGUGGCACGCAUAGAGCCACAGCUGCCGCUGGUAAUAACCGCUACGCAAUGCCAACACAUGGCAACGCUGCGCUGAAUACCACUUAUACCGUUAGUAAUGACAAUGACGAUGUUGUGGAUUCGAAUGAUGAUGAUGGCGAUGACGAAGUGACUGUUGUACGACGUCGCUAUCGUCAAAAUAAAAAGAAAAUACUAACACAAACUAGAAUGCAACAUCAGCGACGUUUGCGUGCCGGCUCCAAAAGCCUUGAUGGCGGCGAUCGCGUAACGCAAACGCCCAUGAAUAACGAGACAAACGAGAAUAGGAACAAAAUGAAGAACAACAAAAUACAGAUCGCCACGACAACACAAAUGACUAGUGGAACUACUAGUGGUGGCAUUAAAACAACUUCACGCACUUGCAGCCGUUGUAAUCGCGGUAUACGACAUUCGUCCUCUUGUUCCUCGGCCUCUGGAGGAGCAGGCGCUGGCAGCGUAGGAAACGGAAGCGGCAUGACUAUGGAAGAAUUACGCGCUGUCAACCGCUAUGCGGAGAGUACAAAGAGUCUUUCCUAUUUGCCACAGGUCCAUGAGCGCCAAACAGCACGCAUGCGCACACGUUCCGAAUGGUUUUUGGGUCCUAGGGAUAGUGAAUUGGCAUUGAAUUUGCCGAACACAUGCAGCAAUUGUUGUUUGGCUGCAGUACAAAAGCAGCAACUCCAACUACAACAGCAGCACCCACACUUUCCGGCACACGGCUAUCUGGGCGGUGGUAGCACACGCGACAUGCGUGCACAUUGUGGUGGCUAUGACGACGACGACGAGGAUGACAAUGUGCACAAUUUAAUAGUAAGCAGCAGUAGUGGUGGCCACAAUGCCAAUGCGUUGUAUAUGUAUUAUAAGAAACGACUGCAACAACAACAAAAAAUACAUGCUAAUGCACAACAGGCAAUGCAAACGGAGCAUAUGGAUACGGAUGAUAGCAGCAAUGCUUACGAGUAUGGUACACCAAUGUAUCAAUGUAGGCAACAACAAGAAAAGCAGCAGCAUUUACAAGUUGACAAUUCCAACAUAUAUGCACAAACACCCGAACUUCGUUUAAUGGAGCCAACAACAUCAUCGGCGUUUGCGGCUGCUUCGAAUAGCUCUGGUCGUCGCAUGUAUUUGGAUCCGAAUACUACGGCCGCAACAAAUAUCGUUGGCAACAUCCGUUUGAGUAACAGCGCCGAGUCAAUUCAAUACCCCGCCACAACCGCACGACGUCCAUCCACCCGACGCUUAAUUGGUGUUAAUGUGCCACGGCAAUAUCCAUUGCGUUCCUCAUUGCGUCGCAACAGAGAGAAACAGGUCGGCAGUGGUAAUACAAUUAAUGGCAGUGGCAAUAGUGUUACCGACAGCAAUGGGUUACUCACAACCAAUGUGGGCGCCGUCGGCGGCGCUGGUGGCAUGUUGCCCGUUGCCACAGCGCCACCAUCAGUGCGUAAUUCAAUUGCAGAGUGUUGCAGCAAUAUCGGCACGAUGCAUGAUAGUCCACAUAUACUGAUACCAGCAUAUCCAUUUAAUCGGCUGGAAGACUGCACAAGUUCUUUGGAACGAAAGCGUACGCAGUUGCGCACCAACAUGGAUGGUGAUAGUGAACACGCGGCACGGGAAAGUGUAUGCGACAGCAGAAGUGGUGCUAUGUGUGAGCUCAGUGGUAUGCUAAUGGACACUACGGAGUCCAUGAAAGACUGCGACAAUGUGGAUCCAACAUACGUUUAUGUAAGCGGCAACAACAAUUUAGUAUAUGCAACAACAGGCAUCACCAACAAUAUGCCAACGCUGAUAACAACGCGCAACUUGGAGAACGUGGUUGGUGCGUCAACGACGGCGCAACAACAGCGAAUGUCCAUACAAAACCAAAGCAGUGAUGGUGUGCAAACGGCAGAGGGCGUUUCGACAAUCACAUUUAAAGCUCCGCGUGUAUGAAAAUAAUAAAUAAGCCAGCUAUCAAACCAUAUGGGGAGUAGUAAGGAAUAUGACAGUGUGUUAUUAGCAUAUGCUGAAAUGCGAGUGCAUUCGAAGGUAGUUUUUAAGUAAACACAAAAAAAAAAAAAAUCAGUUGAAUUCAAAAUAUCUUUCGAUAUUUACUGUUACUGUAUUUAUGUAUUUUUCUAUAUUUAAAGUUCCAAAAAUGUACAAAACAUUAAUGUCGUUACUUAUAGAAAACAGCAGCAAUUUAAAUAAUGUACAUAUAGUUUCAGCUUUUACAUUAUUGAAAUUUUUAAUGGGGUAUUGAAAUUAUUUGACUUAUGAAGGUUUUCGAAAAGCUUAACUUGUAUGUUAUACGUGUAUAGUAAUAGGUUAAAGAAUUUUAAUAAUUCAAAAAACGUUAGUGAUAGCAAUAUUUAUUAGCAUAAAUUAAUUGGAGAGUUAAAAAAUACAUACAUAUUUAACAAUGUUGUAAACAACAAUUCGAAAAAAAAUAAAAUUAGCAAAUGGUUAGUAAUAAAUUCGUUAUUAAAGCGAAAUAUCAAAUGUUAAUAUUAUAUUAUUAUAAUAUUAUGCUUGUAUCUAUUAACGCAUAAUUGUAAAUAUGACACUUGAUGUUCAUAAAAGGGUUCAUCUCUAGGUGUAAAAUUAUUAAAAUAGUUUGCUACAAAUGUAAUUCGUAUUGGUGGUUGUUGUAUGCUACACUUUACAUACCUGUAUAUGUAUACACAUAUAUUUGUCUAUAUUUACAUAUAUAGUAUAUAUAACGGAUUUACACUUCGUUGCUUUUAAUUCAGUAUUAUUCGAAUACAUUAGUUUAAAAUCCCUAGCCACUUACUGCCGGACUAUAUGAAAUGUCAUACAAUGUCCUUACCACAUACUGGAAAUGUUAAAACUAUCAAAUUAUUUACGCCUCAAAUUGUUAUUAUUUCAUAUUUUUUAAUGAAAUAUAAGUAUAUAUAUUAUUUAAUUUAGUAUAUAUUUUAAAUAAUAAGUUGUAAUGAUUUUUUGAAGAUAGGUUGAACAAGUGAAUGAGUUAUGAAUAUACUCGUACACAUUUAUGUAUACCCAAUUGGCAAAAUUUCUUUGUAACCUCCAAACCCAUUCAGUUUUAGUAAACAACUAAAUAAUGUCAAAACACACUUCCCAACUCAUGUACCUUAAUGUUUAACAGUAUUGAGUAGGUUUGUUUUGAACUUGAAAGUUCAAACAAUCCAGCAGAUAUGCAUAUUAUGUUUUGAAAACUCACCAUCCGGUCCCAGUUCCUUUAUUUAAUAUACAAAUCAAACUUACGAACAACCUUUAAACCGUUAUGCAAACCACCAUUUAUUAAUUAUUCAUUCCCCUCACUAAGUUUUACCAAAGUCAACAAACCAAACAAUCGUAUAAUAAAAUUAGUUUAAUUAUUAUUAAUAUUCAAUUUGUAUAUAAACUUUAUUAGCUAUGGAUAUACAUAAAUACAUAUUACUGUUUAAAAAAUGCCAAAUAUUUGAAAAUAAAGAAAAUAAAAGCAUACACUCUUGUAUGUCUGUAUGUAUAAGUAGUGACUGCAAAAGUAAUAGUACGCAGUUGUCGAGGUUAAAAUAUGUGGCAGCUAAAAGAGUGAAAUAUUUAUGAAUGAAAUAAAAAAAAAUAAAUAAGUAAUAUAUAUAAUAAAAAUUAUAGCUACAAAUAAAUGUUACUUGUUUUUAAUUAAAAUAAUAAAAUAAUUUAUGCAAUUGCUAAUAUUCGUAUUAUGAUUAAUUAUAAAUAAUUAAUUAAAUAAUUAUGAUAUAAUAUAAGUAAAUACCCACACACAUAUGUAUGUAUAUGCAAUCCCUAUGACCUUGCAUUAGAAUUUUAUUAAUUUUGUUUUUAUGAAUUUAAGCAACAACAAUUGCUGUUUACCUUUUAUUAGGUUCAAAAUGUGUAUUUGGACGUCGUUUUAUACUCGCUUUUAUAUAGUAGUUUUUUGGUAUAACGGAGGACUUCGUUGCCAAUUGUAAUUUCCACUUUAUCUAAAAUUCCGAAUGAAAGCAUUUAUGUACGAGCAUGUCGGUUGUGUAUCAAAAUAUGUAUGUAUAUGCUUCUAAGGUUAGAAAGUCUAACAGUAAAAAAUGAAUUUUCUGAUGGUAAAAAUUAAUCAAAUAAGUUUGUAUGUAAUAAUUAUGUAUGCCGAAAAUAGUUAAUAAAGGAAAAAAUACAUAUAAGUCGUCAUCGUCGUAAUUCUAAAGGAAUAGAUUAUGAUUGGGAGCGGCUUUAUAUGUAAGUAUAAAAAUAAGAUAUAUUUUCCAAUUAUAUUAAAAUUAAAAUCUUUUGUUGAAACACUCGCUAUGACCAUAUAUUGAAAUAAUCGUCGGAAUUGAAAGUUUAUUAAUUCACUGUAUAGGCAUUAUCCAUGUCAUUGAGAAUACAAUAUUUUGGCUAUAGAGAAAUUACAACUUACCAAUCCAAAUAGUGUUAGUUAGAUUCCGAAUAUAACAGCUAUCGGCGGGAUACAUUUUCGGGUCUAUAGCGCUGUUGUAGAAUAAAAUGGUUCUUUUGGUCAUACAAAUUUAAUUGAAUAACAUAUUAAUAUACUUUCAGAUGAUUAAUUAUACUUUCUCUUUAAUCUUUAAUAUUUUUUUCCUGAAUAAAAUAUAUUAUAAAUUAUUUUCAUAAAAAACUUGGUAGACGCUUCGUUGGCAAAAAAAAUAUAAUUCCUGUCAUCCAAAUCCAACUAUGUAAUAUAAAUGGAUUAAUUGAGUUUACUCAUUAGAGUAACAGCAGGAUCACAAAGUGUCCAAUAACAUUAGGCACUAUCCGCGAUAAAUAUCCUUGUAACUAGAAAACAUUAUGUAUCAGCGAUAUAACCUUGUUAAGUUCGGGUGAUUUCGAACGACAAACCAAAAUAUACUCAUGGUUUUCUCCUCCUUUGAUUCUUUUUAUCCAUCCGAUAAAUUUUUAAUAACAUAGGACUGAAAUUAAAAUAUAACUUACACUUUUAUUAGAGACCUUUUCUUUCCCUUACUGACAUCGUAACACUUCUUACCACCAACUUACGUUAAUGUGAAGAGUUCCAGUUUGGGUGUAAGAAUUCCACUAUGUUGAUAAUAAAUGCAUUUCCCUCGAGAAUAAGUUAAAUAAACGAUAUACUUGUGUAUAUCAGCUUUAACAACAAACGCAAAAAUGUACAUCAAAGUAGUUUAUUGCUUUAUUUUUUAUUUUUUCGCACAAUACAAUGAUUACUGAUUUUAGAUGAUUUUAUUUUGUACAUCAAUUCACAAUACAUAUACAUAAGAUUGAUUACUUAAAUACACUUAAGUACCUAAUGAGAGCAGUGUAUCGUAAGCUCUUUUAAUGAUUGGCUUAUUACAAAUGUUGAAGUA
Molecule: messenger RNA, 7418 nt
Organism: Zeugodacus cucurbitae (melon fly)
Lineage: Eukaryota; Metazoa; Arthropoda; Insecta; Diptera; Tephritidae
Gene: RhoGAP71E
Product: rho GTPase-activating protein 20
Exons: 7
Coding region: 859-4068 (1069 amino acids)
Biological process (GO): signal transduction
Molecular function (GO): GTPase activator activity
Source: RefSeq, a predicted model, not a curated record